CUUCUUAGGAACUUCCUGGAUCCACAGCUUCCUAUUUCCUGGUGCUACAACUCAGACAAACUUUUAUCCACGUCAAGUCAGAGCAAAACUAUUUCAGCUGCAUCAUGUUUUAUCCAAAAUGUUUCUCUGCUGAACCGUGUUUUAUUUUCUAUUUUCAACUUCCCAUUGAUAAGAUUUCUGCUUUUAAAAUCCAACACAAUUUGGGCCACAUAAAGAAUGAUUUUAGAGAAAUCCAUUUAAAAACAAAAAACAUUGUUCAACUAUAAAAACUGAACCUAAGACAUUUCUUGUUUUCUCUACAUCAAUGUUGAAUUACACAGCUGAAUAUUUUUAGUGUUCCUGUUUUUCAACAGCUCAUCUGCUGCCAUCAUGUUCUGUCAUUAGCUGCUCACACCUUCAGAUGAUAAGAGGAAGGAAACUGAACUCAUCGUCAACAACUUCUUUAUGCCAUUUGCAUAAGAUUCUGUGGGAAAAUAACUGCCUGUUACUUUGCUCUGCAGACUAAAGUAGAGUUUCUGCCUUUUUAGUUCAUUUAAAGAGAAGAUAGGAGCAGCUAUGAGUUUCUCAGCAGCGAUCCGUGGAGUUAUCGUCCUUCUCAUGGCAGCAGAUGUUUGUGGUCAGAAUGUUUGGGGAGUGACUUUUAGUCGUCCUUCCAUUUGUGCCCUAAAAGGAUCAACGGUGGAAAUGAGCUGCAAAUAUAUUUACCCAGCCAAAUACGAGAACAUAAAUAUUGUUAUAGAGAAAACAUUUUGGUUUACAAAAGUGAUUAAUGGAGAUUUUGUGGAUCUGAAAGACGACACAGAUUAUUCAGGUCGUGUGGAAUACAGUUGCAUUAACACUUUCUGCUCUCUGAAGAUCUUUAAUGUGAGACAAACUGACUCAAAAGAGUACAAGUUCAGGUUCAUAUCAGACCAUCCAACUGGAAAAUACAUGGGUUCACCUGGAGUCUCUUUAUCUGUCACAGAUCCACAGGUGAAGGUAAACAGAUUAAAUAAUCCAAUCAGGAUCCAGCUGACAUGUCACACUGACUGUCAGCUGGAUCCUCCAGUUUCCUACGUCUGGCUGGAGGAUGGGAAAGCAAACAAAGAAAGUAACAAUAAUUUGGUCCUGUCCUCAUUUAAUACCACACACAGAUAUCAGUGUGCAAUAAAAGGACAUGAGGAUGUUCCAUCUCCUGCAGUGUAUGCUCCACAGACCAUCGUUCUGUCAGUGACCCCCUCAGAAACUGUUGAAGGCUCUAAAGUGACUCUGACCUGCAGCAGUGAUGCUAAUCCAGCAGCUAAAUACAACAUUUACAGGGUGAAUGAAGAUCAACAUGGUCAACUUGUCAGCACAGAAAUACAACCAGUCUUCAGCUCCAUCCAGGUCUCUGAUUCUGGGAGGUAUUACUGUGCAGCUGGAAAUGACCUUGGGAGCCGGACGUCUCCAAGUAUCAAUAUUAAUGUGAAAUACGGUCCAAAGAACUGUUCUGUGUCGGUGAACCCCUCUGGAUCAGUAGAGGAGGGAAACCCAGUGACUCUGACCUGUACUAGUGAUGCUAACCCAGCAGCUAACUACACCUGGUACAAGGAGAAUAAAAUCAUUGCUAAUGGGUCUGAGGUUUUUCAUGUCCUCGCUGUCGGCUCUGAGCACAGAAGAAGAUACUCUUGCAAGGCUCAGAACCUGCAUGGAGAAUGUAACUCUUCAUCUCGGUUUCUUGAUGUUCUCUAUGCCCCAAACGUCUCUGUGUCCAUAACUCCUUCAGGAGAGAUCAAGGAGGGAAACCCAGUGAUUCUGACCUGCAGCAGUGAUGCUAAUCCAGCAGCUAACUACACCUGGUACAAGGAAAAAGACAACAAACUCCUGGAAUCAAAUAAAAAUCUCACCUUCGACUCCAUCAAGUCGAUGGAUUCUGGGCAAUAUUACUGUACAGCCAUAAACAAGAUGGGACAAAAGAACUCAACAGUCAAUGUUGAUGUUAAAUGUACGCAGUCGCACAUUAAAGAAUGUCUUCCACUUAUGAACUUUAUAUUUUGACAUUAUUAUAAAAGUAACAAGCACAACUCCUACUUUUU
This is a messenger RNA of Xiphophorus hellerii (green swordtail), 2054 nucleotides long. RefSeq names its product B-cell receptor CD22-like. The transcript is spliced from 6 exons. NCBI's taxonomy places the organism in Eukaryota, Metazoa, Chordata, Actinopteri, Cyprinodontiformes, Poeciliidae. The record is from RefSeq and is a predicted model, not a curated record. The coding region runs from base 556 to 2016 and encodes 486 amino acids.